CUAAAAGAUAAAAGAAGGAAAAAGAAAAAGGAAAAGUUUGAAACCCCAAAAUACAUACAUAGUAUAGUGUUUAGUGUGUAUCACAAUCUAUCAUAUUCUUCAUCUUCUCUCUUUCUCUCUCAACACUUCAUAAUUGCAUGCAUCCUAUAAUGGAACCCUAAAACUACGCUCAAAACUCGUAAAUCAAAAAAUGGCUUGUUCUUGUUUGAGCGACGAUACUUGGUUCGCUCUUUCUCAAAUGCGAACCACCACCACCUUGCAGGUCGAAGAUCCACAAAUAAUCGGACCCAAUUCCCCCGGCAUGCCCGAGUACCGUUUAGAAAAAGUUUUCCCCGUUUACGCUGUUGGCGUUUCCGAACCCGACCCGAACUUGAUCGUCUCUGUCGCUAACACCGCUUCUACUCUUGGUGACCCUAUUUGGGAUGCGGUCAAGCUUGAAGCAAAGCUUGAGGCAGAGAAGGAGCCAAUAUUAAGCAGCUUCUUGUACGCAAGUAUUUUGACUCAUGAUUGUUUGGAACGGGCAUUGAGCUUUGUUCUUUCCAACCGUCUGCAAAAUCCUACACUUUUGGCAACUCAAUUAAUGGACAUAUUUUCUGAUGUAAUAAUGCACAAUCGGUGCAUCCAAUGCUCUAUUCGACUUGAUUUACAGGCAUGUAAAGAUAGAGAUCCUUCAUGUUUGUCAUACUGUUCUGCUCUUUUGUACCUUAAGGGUUAUCAUGCUUUACAAACACAUCGAGUUGCACAUACGCUAUGGAAUCAAGGGCGCAAAGUCUUGGCAUUGGCGUUACAAAGUCGAGUUAGUGAGGUUUUUGGAGUUGAUAUACAUCCAGCUGCCCAAAUUGGAGAGGGAAUUCUUCUGGAUCAUGCCACUGGUGUUGUAAUUGGUGAAACUGCUGUCAUAGGGAAUAGAGUUUCACUUAUGCAGGGUGUAACCUUGGGAGGAACUGGGAAAGAGAUUGGUGAUAGGCAUCCCAAAAUAGGUCAAGGUGCACUGAUUGGAGCUAGUGCAACUAUACUUGGAAAUAUAGAAAUAGGGGAAGGUGCAAUGGUUGGUGCUGGUUCCCUUGUGAUGAAGGAUGUUCCUCCCCACAGUAUGGUGACAGGAAUACCAGCAAAGGUGAUUGGUUAUGUAGAUGAUCAAGAUCCAUCUUUAACUAUGAAGCAUGAUGCCAGCAAGGAGUUCUUUAAACAAGUAGCCAUUCGCUGCAAGGAAGCAAGAUCCAAUGGAGCGGUUGCUUCAAAGGACGAUGGCUCAACAUGAGAUUGAUGAAGAUACAUCUUCAUUUGACUAUUAACCCCCAAUUCACUUCAAUGUGUGAAAAUGAUUUUAGUAUUUUCACCAUCUUUAAUACUACUAUAGGAUUUCUAAAAAUAGAAAAAAUAAAGCUCCUCUUUAAAGAUUGAUCAUCAUUCAAUCGACGUGUAAUGCCAUGUAUGUGUGCCCUUUUAAAUUAUCUACUGUAUUAUUUCUUUCUCCAGGAGAUUUGUCAUUUUGUAUAUUUGUUUGAAUUAAUGCUAUAACGAAAUAUUGGAACAUACUGUUUAUUAAUGUUGACUGGAUUCAGCACUA
This is a messenger RNA of Solanum pennellii, 1570 nucleotides long. RefSeq names its product serine acetyltransferase 2. NCBI's taxonomy places the organism in Eukaryota, Viridiplantae, Streptophyta, Magnoliopsida, Solanales, Solanaceae. The record is from RefSeq and is a predicted model, not a curated record. The transcript is spliced from 10 exons. Bases 191 to 1261 code for a protein of 356 amino acids. Gene Ontology annotation, cellular component: cytosol; cytoplasm. Gene Ontology annotation, molecular function: L-serine O-acetyltransferase activity.